Molecule: messenger RNA, 1140 nt
Organism: Paramacrobiotus metropolitanus
Lineage: Eukaryota; Metazoa; Tardigrada; Eutardigrada; Parachela; Macrobiotidae
Product: zinc metalloproteinase nas-4-like
Exons: 9
Coding region: 1-1005 (334 amino acids)
Biological process (GO): proteolysis
Molecular function (GO): zinc ion binding; metalloendopeptidase activity
Source: RefSeq, a predicted model, not a curated record
AUGUACGAGGCCGCCAGCGUGUCCACGCAGCCAGCAGUGCUAUCAGUUCAGUGUCAGCUGCAGAUUUCGAGUAGAGAUUUUAUUAAAAAUCUUUUAGUUAAAGUCGACGAUAACACGAUAUCUGAUUCUGCCGUUAAGAAUGGAUCACAGCGCCAAAUUUCGGAAGUGCGGUCUACUUUGAAUCGCGAUACAAAAUUUGGACGAUGGUCAUCGAGCAGGAUUCCUUACCGGCUGGAUUCCUCUUACACUCCUUUUCAAAGAACGGCGAUUCGGGAAGCUAUGAGCCAGAUUUCAUCAGAUGUCAAUAACUGUGUCAGAUUUGCGGAAUUCGACUCGCGCACCGAUAUGGGAGAGGAUUUCUUGCUAAUCACACCGACCGACGACGGAACAUUACAGCAAACUUGCUUUACAUCGCCUGGACGCGAUACAACGCGAGGUGGGCUGGGCCAACCACUUGUUAUGUUUCCCGGAACCGGCGGAUGCAUGGAUUCUAAGCGAGACAUUAUGAAGCUUCUUAGCAAUGCUUUGGGUUUGCGUAAUGAAUUUUCCCGACCAGAUAGAGACAAUUUUAUUUUGGUGCAACCACAAAAUGUAAAAUCAGAGUUCCGUACGCUGGAUCUGUUCCGGAAGUAUCAACCGUCAGAAGUGGAAUACCAGAAUUUUCCCUUCGAUUACCUCUCCAUCACAAUGUAUUCGCAAGAUCGAUUCGCCAUUGAAGGCACCGUCGCCUACAAUCUCAUCAAUCCCGGUGCAUUUGUGGGGAAUCUGCCGCGACUUAGCAAAGGUGACUGUCAAGGCCUGACAGCGCAUUAUGGAUGCAGCUCUCUCUUCUGCUUAGAUCCCUAUGCGGAUGCAAAGGAUAAGAGCAUCACAGCCGACGCUGCAUCCUGGAAUCUGGAUGACUUGAACAAUUUCAGUAUUGCCAAAGAUCUCUUUCACAAACCGAGUAAACCUAAAGCUUCCAGUCGACGGCCAUUUUUGAUUCGACCUAUCGCUAUUUUAUAAUCAUGGACAACCGGCAACAGUUUCAUCAAUUUACUGCUUUUUUGAUCCUUUUAACAGCAACUCAAGUCACAAAAUGUACUAUUUCACCAUUUGCCAGCAAUCCAGUACAUGGCCCAACAGCAUAAAAAUCAAAUA